ACUGCCUCGCCAAGAACACUUCAACAGCCAUUAUAAUAUUCACGAAAUUUGCCCUCCCGAGCUGCCCUUUUGCUCCACGCCUCUCCGCUCUCCGGUUUUGACUCGCCAUCCAUCCCCUCUCCCCGUCUGCCCCCCAAAGAUUUUUACUUUCCACGCCGGGGAGAUCAGCACGGUGGGCGGUCCAAAGAUCGAGCCGUCGCGCCGGGGUUUCUUGGCUGGCAUUUUCUGACAGCCGCGGGGGAUGAGCUGCUUCCCGUGCUCGGGGUCCUCGGGGAAGGCCGGGGAGGACGCGGCGGCGUUCUCGCCGUCGCCCCGGCCGUCGGCGGCGAAGCCGGCGCCAGAUCGAUCCAAUUCUCGUAGUUCAAGCUCUGUUCGCAGAGGAGGAAGCAUUCCACAUGGCCCGGCAAAGAUUUUCACUUUCCGAGAGCUAGCUAUUGCUACCAAGAAUUUCAGAAAAGAUUGUUUGUUGGGUGAAGGUGGUUUUGGUCGUGUCUAUAAAGGGCACAUGGAGAAUGGACAGCAGGUUAUUGCUGUGAAGCAACUCGACAGAAACGGUUUCCAAGGAAAUCGUGAAUUUCUUGUGGAGGUUCUCAUGCUAAGCCUCUUGCACCAUCCCAAUCUUGUCAGAUUAAUUGGUUAUUGCGCAGAUGGUGAUCAGCGCCUCCUUGUUUAUGAGUAUAUGUUAUUGGGAUCGUUAGAAAAUCAUCUGCAUGACCGCCCACCAGACAGGGAACCCCUUGAUUGGAAUGCAAGGAUGAGGAUUGCUGUUGGUGCAGCGAAGGGUUUGGAGUACCUGCAUGAUAAGGCAAAUCCACCGGUCAUAUAUAGAGAUUUCAAACCAUCAAAUAUUCUUCUGAGUGAAGAUUAUUACCCGAAGCUGUCUGACUUUGGGCUUGCUAAACUUGGCCCUGUUGGUGAAAACACUCAUGUAUCAACAAGAGUUAUGGGAACGUAUGGCUAUUGCGCUCCUGAAUAUGCGAUGACAGGGCAGUUGACAGUAAAGUCUGAUGUUUACAGUUUUGGUGUUGUGUUCCUUGAACUUGUUACAGGUCGGAGAGCCAUUGAUCACACCAAGCCUGAUGGGGAGUCAAAUCUUGUUGCAUGGGCUCGCCCGAUGUUCAGGGACCGUCGAAAGUUCUGCCAGAUGGCCGACCCAUUGCUGCAAGGCCGGUAUCCCAAGAGGGGUUUGUACCAGGCUUUAGCCGUUGCAGCAAUGUGUUUGCAGGAGAAAGCGGCGUCACGGCCCCUCAUAGGGGACAUUGUCACUGCACUUUCUUAUCUAGCUUCCCAGCAUUAUGAUCCGAAAAGCUGUAGGACCUGCCCGUCUACCCCAAGGGCGAAAGCACACCGACGGACAACCAGUUGUGUUCCUGAUGCUCAACGUGCAGCUGACACGCUUAACUGGGACGCCGUGGACUUGAGAAGAAAGGAGGCUAGAGGAGGGGAGUUUGAAGAGGACCUCAGUGAAGGCUGCUGCAGUGGCAGUAGCUCUGGGAGGAAUGAUGGCUUGGAUGUGCCAGUACUGCUUGCCUUGCACAGUGGGAAGUCUUACGGUGAAGCUGAUAGAGAUCGCAAGUCUGCUGUCAAGGUCGAUGCCCAUGAGAAACCGAGAGCAGAUCCUGGCAAAUAUAACAGGCAGGUUUGAAUUUGAUGGCCUUUACGAACGGGCAGCGCUGCCAGGCUUGUGUUUACAGACCAGCCCUCUGCUCUCAGCCAGGCUUGUGUUUCCCCACUCCUGUUGACCAUACAUUACACUCCAUGGGUUUUUGUUGUUUCUACUGAGCACUUAUCACAUACCGUAUUGCGAAAGGAAGACGAUGUUCAACUGCUGGGAAUCUGUCUCCCAGGAUGCCUGCUUCGAUCAAUAACAGCGUCACUCGACGUAUAGAAGAUCACCCCCUUUGUAUUUAUCGUCUAGGAUAAGGUUUUCUUUGGUUUUUGGUAUUGCCAUAUAUGUUUUGUGCAUCGAAAAAGAGUUGUCUUGUAAGUAAUCCUGCUAUUAGAGGAUUUUUCCUUUUGUCCAUACCUUGUAAGAAUGUAUAAAAGGAAUGAUGAUCUGUAGAGGAUAUAUCACAAUCAGGCAUGGUUGUACAGACUAAAGUAAAUGAUAUACAAGUUUUUUGGAGUGUGAA
Molecule: messenger RNA, 2132 nt
Organism: Triticum aestivum (bread wheat)
Lineage: Eukaryota; Viridiplantae; Streptophyta; Magnoliopsida; Poales; Poaceae
Product: probable serine/threonine-protein kinase PBL7
Exons: 5
Coding region: 242-1645 (467 amino acids)
Biological process (GO): protein phosphorylation
Molecular function (GO): protein kinase activity; ATP binding
Source: RefSeq, a predicted model, not a curated record